Molecule: messenger RNA, 774 nt
Organism: Perca flavescens (yellow perch)
Lineage: Eukaryota; Metazoa; Chordata; Actinopteri; Perciformes; Percidae
Exons: 4
Coding region: 51-767 (238 amino acids)
Source: RefSeq, a predicted model, not a curated record
CAGAGGACGGUUUGGGAACUGAUAAGCCAUUUUGAAGUGGGAAUUCGUGGAUGUGGCACCAUACAACACCAGGCGUGAUGUGUAUCUCAGUAUUGAAGCAACACGUGGAAGGCAGAAGGGAUGCCAUCAUUCGCUGCCUGAUGGAGAACCUUGGAGAGUCUGGAGAGGAACUCAUCAAAGACUAUCAAGAUGUUAGCGAAGAAGCUAUCGGAGAGGAGUAUAAUGGGCAUGUCAUGAAGAUCUUUGUCCUCCGUGGAAGUUCAGCAGAGGAGGACCACACCCCUGCAGAUGUGUCCAUCAUCAUCGAGGGAACUGAGGUGCUUGAUGAUUGCAGAUAUGUGGCAAAGGCUUGCCUUCUUUGUCUAUGCAAUGAACUUAAGUUACCCACCAAAGAUGAAAUACACAUUCGAAGUGUUUCAGAAGCUCUUUCUGGAGCUGGAUGUCCUGAAGAUCUCUCCCAAAGUACAGUCUCUACGCAACACUGUCAGGGCCCCUCCUCCCUGAGCUGUCUCCCCUUCCCUUUUGUGUGUCUCCCUUGCCUCUGCCCCUUUUGUGUCUGUGUUGUUUGUAUCCGUCAGUCUCUUUUUGUCCCUCAGUGCCCUGAAUCCCCACUUCCAGUGAAGGCACCCCGGCACCAAGGCUGCUGCAAUCACUGCUCAUCUACCACACCUGUUCCAGUCCACGCACCUGGGGCUGAUUGCCACUCUCCCUAUAUUAGGGAGAGGUCUGCCUUCAGUCCCUGCCAGAUAAUUGUUUCAGCCACGUAAAUAUCUC